GUUGGUGUGGUUCGUUUAAAAUCUUUACAAGCAUUAACACCAUUAUAUGAAGACAAUCAACUCGCAGCCAAAUUAGACUUAUUUACGACUAAAUUUAAAGAAAGAAUAAUUGUCCUUGCUUGGGAUGAGGAAUUGAACAACCAAGUGGAAGCUGUUAAGGUGAUCACCAACAUGUUUAGGUCAUAUCGUGAUCGAUUUACACCAGAAGAUAUCCAAAGUGUUUCCAAAUUAGUACUUUCUUCCAAUCGUAAGGUUGCAUUGGCCGCAGGUAAAUUUUUGAACGCGUGCAUUCUGAAAGUGGAUCAAGAGAACAUGUCUAAAAAUAAUUUGGAUUCUCGAAGAGAUGCUCAAUCUAAUAUACGAUGGAUUCGAUAUCUUUUACAGUUUUUCACAAAAUUGGAGAGACCAGAUGAUGUUCCAUAUAUAGUGGACGCCUUAUUUGAGGAACACCCGGUGAUGCAAGAUUGGGAAUCAAUGAUUCAUCUUCUUACAGAAAGAGCUGAUAAUACUGAUCAAUGUUUGACUUCAACUGAAGAAGAAGUCCUAAUUGAAAUCAUGACCUGGUGUGCAAGACUUGCGACAACUUGUGAACAUCCGUGGGAUAGAGCAACCAACAAAACGUUAAUAAACAUAAAGAAGAAAAACCAAAUGCAAGCAGAUCAAUUGAGCAUGACCGAACAUCUAAUACCAGUAUUGCCCAAGCUCUUGAUUCGAUUCAAAGCCGUGACGAAAAGUAUGAUUAAUUUGUUAACCAUACCGCAGUAUUUCGAGUUGGUAAACUACACAAGUCAAGGGGUAGAUCAUUAUUUAGAAAAAUUAUUAGAGGAAUUAAAGGACAUUACACAAAAAUAUUCAGAUACUCUACUCUUGCAAAUCUGCAGCAUUACUCUCGAUUGCCUUCGUAAAAGAGUCAGCAUUUCUGUGAAAUGUGAUGUUGUACUAUCUUCAAUUGUCAAUGAAUGUGCCCAGAAGUAUUUACACACAUCAGAAUUGUGGCAAAGGAUUAUGGAUGGGGAAGUCGAUUCGGAAACUGAGAUGUCCAUGAACGAGGAUAGUCCUUCCGUUGUUAAUUCCGUGAAGAAAAUUUGCAUAUUUUAUAAGUUGCACAAUCUGAAUUAUUUGAAUUUAUGGCCUCAUUUUUCAGAAGAAAUAAACGCCUUUCGGAAUGGUAUCGUAGGCAAUAGCUUUCCUAUUGAGGGAGCGAUUUAUUGUUUAUAUGCCUGCGGAGCCUAUCUUGCUUGGGAAUUGCAAGAUCUAAAAUCAAAGAACGAUAUUGAACGAGCCGAAAAACUUAAAUUAAAUUUGGAAGGAUACGUUGUAGUUUGCAAUGGCAUCAUUUGCAAUGUCGAUGAUGACGAUAUGUGUCGUGCGGCUGUGCUUGCAAUUUGUGAUCUAUCCUUGGAUUUCAACCCAGAAUUAGGCACCAAUCCAAACGACAUAGUACACAAUCUGGUUUUAACCCUCGACUCGGACACUAUAUCAACAAUAAACCAAUUCACGGAAGAGUAUGUUUUCACAAAACAUCUGACAGAGGGACAUGAUAAAGAUUCAAGCCAGAUAUCUAAACGUCGUGAAGUCUUGGAACGGUUUUGCAAAAUUAUAGGUUUUAAUAUUAUACCAGGAUAUCAUGCGGCCUUUGUUCUAAAGUAUUAUGUAAAGUGUAAUAAAUGCUAUGGCGAUAUCAUAAAGAAUUUGGUUGCCAGGAUGCGUCAGCUUAACCUCAUAAACAGCACUCUGACCAUGUGGUUGGCUUUGUCACAAAUGUAUACGGAUUUGCAAACUACACUUGGUGAUAAUAAACGACUUGAUGGAACUGUUAAAGAAUUUGCAGAAUUGAAGACUUUGGCCAGAUAUCUAUCGCUAAUGUUGGGGCUUGACAAAACAAAAAAUCGCGAUGCAAUUUUGGAGCUGCACAAGGCUGGAAUUUUGUUUGCAGUUGAUAAAAUUGGAAACAACAAAGAGCCUCCUAUUCGGUUGCCGUUUUUAGAAAUAUUGAAUGAAUUUUCAGGCAAACUUUUGGCGCCGGAUAAAAAAGUUAUGUGA
This is a messenger RNA of Ctenocephalides felis (cat flea), 2043 nucleotides long. Its product is annotated as cohesin subunit SA-2-like. NCBI's taxonomy places the organism in Eukaryota, Metazoa, Arthropoda, Insecta, Siphonaptera, Pulicidae. Gene Ontology annotation, cellular component: nucleus; cohesin complex; chromatin. Gene Ontology annotation, biological process: sister chromatid cohesion. The record is from RefSeq and is a predicted model, not a curated record. Gene Ontology annotation, molecular function: chromatin binding.